Molecule: messenger RNA, 1789 nt
Organism: Punica granatum (pomegranate)
Lineage: Eukaryota; Viridiplantae; Streptophyta; Magnoliopsida; Myrtales; Lythraceae
Source: RefSeq, a predicted model, not a curated record
UGUUGAAAUGGCUGACGGGGUUUCACUCUCGACUGCAGUGCAUAAAUAUAUAAUAAUAUGUACUUGAGAAGAUUUAAUUUCUUCUCGCCGUUCCGGAUAAAUUUCUUAAAUGGAUCGGGACGUGCAAGUGCAUUUAGAUAAAUUAAUUCUGUGGAAACCGAACUUUAUUGAUAAGGCCAUCACGAUGUGAUUUAACAUCUCAAGUUAUUAAGCUCAUAUCAUCACGUUCAAGAUAAUCUCAUCUAGCUAAUAUAUUAUCAUUAUUUACCAUUGCUUUUCCAGGGACUAGUUGAAGCUGCUGAUAUAGAUUCAUUCAACCUGCCGGUCUACAUGCCCUACAAACAAGAGGUGACAGAUGUGGUAGAGGGAGAGGGAUCCUUCACCAUCAAUCGCCUUGAAACAUUUGAGGUGAAUUGGGACCCUUUCUACCAUGAAGAUGAAGAUGAUGAGAACUGCACGUUUGACAAGUUUAAGAGCGGGCAAAACGUGGCCGACUGUAUAAGAUCUGUCACAGAACCCAUCCUGAGAAGUCACUUUGGAGACGGAUUGGUGAUGGAAAACGUAUUCAAGAGGUAUGUAAGGCUCGUCGGUGAGCAUUUAGAGGUGGAGAAGACCAAAGGAAUGUGAUGUUAAAAGCAAUGCCGCUCGUCAAGGAACGGGUGAGAGCAUUAUAUAGAAAAGCCUUAUUCGAUAACUACUUCGCGGUGGCAGACUUGGGCUGCUCUUCGGGACCCAACUCCGUACUUGCCAUCUCUGGGGUGAUUGAAGCCAUAAUGGGAUUGUGCAGCCAAAAGGGGCAUUCCCCGCCUGAGGUUCUCGUGUUCCUGAAUGACCUUCCGGGGAACGACUUCAACUCUGUGUUCACGUCUCUUCCCGGUUUCUAUGAGAAGUUGAAGGAGAAGAACAAGGUUAACAGUACUAACUGCUUCAUAUCUGCUAUGCCCGGUUCUUUCUACGCCCGGCUAUUCCCAAGCAGAAGCUUGCAUUUUGUUCACUCUUCUUACAGUGUUCAUUGGCUCUCUCAGGUCCCGGAGCUCCCAGAACAGAACAAAGGGAGCAUUUACAUGGCAAGCACGAGCCCUCUGAGCAUCUUCCAAGCAUACCUGAAGCAGUUUCAAAGGGAUUUCACGAGCCUCCUGAGCUCCCGAGCAGAGGAAAUCGUCCCCGGGGGCGAAAUGGUCCUGACUCUCAUGGGCAGAAGCAUUCCUGAUCCCACCAGCAAAGAUUGCUGCCUCUUCUGGUGGUGGCUCUCUAGGUCGCUUGUCGAAAUGGCUGACGAGGGACUGGUCAAAGAUACUGACAUAGAUUCAUUCAACCUGCCGUUCUACACGCCUUAUAUGGAAGAGGUAAGGGACGUGGUAGAAGCAGAGGGGUCCUUCACCAUCAAUCACCUUGAAACCUUUGAGAUGAAUUGGGACCCUUUCUACCACGAAGACGACGAGAGCUGCACGUUUGACAGGUCAAAGAGCGGGCGGAUUGUUGCCAAUAAUAUAAGAUCUGUCACAGAGUCUAUGCUAAGAAGUCAUUUUGGGGACGGACUAGUGAUGGACAAUGUAUUCGAGAGGUAUGCGAGGCUCGUCGGUGAGCAUUUAGACGUGGAGAAGACGAAGCACUUCAGCAUAACCAUUUCCAUGACAAGGAAAUGAAAUCGAUCCAGUGCCUUUAAUUUGGCAUCGAGAUGAGAAUAUAAGAACAAACUCCAGAUUAUAUUUAGUACAUGUCGAUGGUGUUUGAAGCAAGAAAUACUAUCAAGAUUACUAUUGCAUCACGAUAUUUGCUUACCUUUAAA